This is a messenger RNA of Amphiprion ocellaris (clown anemonefish), 8930 nucleotides long. It is a transcript of the gene cul9, whose product is annotated as cullin-9. The coding region runs from base 20 to 7927 and encodes 2635 amino acids. NCBI's taxonomy places the organism in Eukaryota, Metazoa, Chordata, Actinopteri, Pomacentridae. The record is from RefSeq and is a predicted model, not a curated record. The transcript is spliced from 45 exons. Gene Ontology annotation, molecular function: zinc ion binding.
UUUUCGUCACAGUGCGCAAAUGCGCAUCCAAGAGUGCGAAGCUGCGGCGGACAGCGGCAAAAGCAACACGAGCAGGCUGGGAACCGACACAUUAGGGCGGAAGAGAAAACAGCGCUUCAGGGGGAAGACUCAACACAGCGAGAAGCUCUGGGACACGGCAGCAACCAUGGUUGGCGAGCGCCGGAAUGGGAACCUGCUGGUCCAGCUGGGCCCGCGGCUGCAGGCAUAUCCUGAGGAACUGAUUCGCCAGCGCCGCACCCACGACGGCCAGACGGAGUACCUGAUUCGCUGGUGCCUCGUCACCAUCGAUGACGGCUCCAGCUCGGGGGGCGGAGCCGGCGAGGUGGGCGGGUCGGGCGGCGGCUCCGGUGUGGGCGGGUCGGGCGGCUCGUCGUCCGGAGAAACUAAGCCGGAGAACAUCCUGAUGUGGAUGUCCACCGAGGACGUCUACGCCAACUGUCCCACCCUGCUGGGCAAGAGGAAGACGGACUCGCAGCGCCCCCUGCAGCCGCAGGAGACGCAGCGCGGCGCCGAUGCGGUCGACGGAGGUGGAGAGCUCCCGGCCGACGUCACAUUCGACGAGGUGGAGCUGUCGGACAUGAAGGAGGACGUGAAGAACCUGGUGUGUCGCGCCAGGAAACAGAUGGCCAAGAAGAGCGACUUCUCCAUCAACAUCAUGCACACCAUCCACGUACUCAGCGCCUAUGCCUCCAUCGGUUCACUGGUCGGCGUCUUCAAGGAGACCGGAGCCCUCAACCUGCUCAUGGAGCUGCUCUGCAACAAGGAGACCCAGACCAGGCGCAGCGCCGGCAAGAUGCUGCGGGCGCUCGCAUCACACGAUGCAGGUAGUCGGGCCUACGUGUUGCUGUCUCUCAGCCAGCAGGAUGGCAUCGAACAGCACAUGGACUUUGAUAAUCGCUAUACUCUGCUGGAGCUGUUUGCUGAAACCACGUCUUCAGAGGAACACGGCAUCUCCUUCGAGGGGAUCCACCUGCCUCAGAUCCCUGGGAAGCUGCUGUUCUCUCUGGUGAAGCGCUACCUGUGCGUCACGUCUCUGAUGGACAAACUCAACACGGCGGGGGUGGAGUCAAGCUCUGACAGACAGGACUCCAGUCCCUUCCCCGCCUCCUCCAGCUCCGCCCACCAGGCCGAGCACCUGCGCGUUCAGCGGGAGUUCGACUUCACCAUGGCGAUGGCCAACUUGAUCUCGGAGCUGGUCCGGGUGAUGGGCUGGGACCGGAACCGCCAGCCGCCCGAUAGCUCUGCCCACCACCCGGCAGGGGGUGGGGUCAGCGGCGAGGAGCAGGAGGAGGUGUCCCGGCCCGUCCUCAGGUCCAUCUUCCAGCCUCGGUUCUGUGCCUCGCCCGUCGCCCUUGCCGUUAGCUCGGUGGCGGCGUCAGCCUCCACACCGCCAAAGAAGAAGAUGGGAAACGGGUUCAAGACGCGGUCGGACUUCGCCAGCCGCUCGGCCUACGUGGAGUAUGUCCAGGACAACCUGAAGAGCGGCAUGAUGGUCCGCAUGCUGGAGGACUACGAGGAAGUCAGCGCCGGGGACGAGGGAGAGUUCCGCUACAGCAACGACGGAUCCCCACCUGUACAGGUCUACUGGAACUCCCUGUCCAGAACCUACUGGGUCCACUGGCACAUGGUGGAGAUCUUGGGCAGCGGCAGCAGCAGUCAGGCUGAGAAGGAGACGCAGGAGAAGGCCUCGUCACUGACGGAGACGCUCAAACUCACCGCAGUGAGCCAGACGUUCUUCUCCAAGCCUCCUGGUGGACUCUACUCGCUGCCUUACCUGUCUGAGGGGCUGCAGGUGGAGCCGGCGGCGCUGAGCAGAGCCGAGUGGUGGGAGGUCCUCUUCUUCAUCAAGAAGCUGGAGCCCAAGCAGCAGCAGGAGGUCAGCGGCAUCCUGCUGCAGAACCUGGACGACCAGGAGGCGGAGCUUGACGACUCAUCUCUGAUUGGUCUGUGCGUCCCUGGCGACGUUGCCAAGAAGCUGCUCCACUACCUGAAGCAGAAGCUUCCGUCGUCGUGCCUCAGCGACCUGCUCUGCUCCCACUCCUUCCUCAAGCACUACCUGAGGAGAGGAGGAGGCAUCCUGGAGGACGAGGAGCUUCUGGCCCAAGGCUCUCUGGCAGUGGCGGGAGCUCCGAGCUUCUCCUCGUUGUCCUCGGCCUCAGCCUCCUCGUCCUCGGCCAUGGGCUCCGUCUCCAAGAAGGCCAAGAAGGAGCCUCCACUGGACGCGGAGACGGACAGCGAGCUGCCGACGGAGGACGACAGCAGAUACCCCGACGACCUGGAGGACAAGAUGAAAGUGUUCAACAACCCGCGAGUUCAGGGGAAGAAGACGGUUCUGGAGAAGCUGGGCGAGGUGGUGGACAUCCUGAAGAAGGCGUGUUCGGAUCAGAACCAGCAGCUGGCUGCUGUCCUGUUCAUCACCAGGCUGCUGGAGGAGAAAGGAGCUCAGGAGAAGAACUCCAUGAGGAGCGACUCGGCCCAGACUAUACGGGAUAAGGUUCUGAAGCUGCUGGUGGAGCUGCUUGGCUCCGCCUCCAGAGACAUGGUUGUGAGCACACUCAGACUGACCCACCUGCUGAUGCUGAAGUAUGAGUGGAGGGUUUCCUUUGCCACGGAGGGCGGAGUCAAAGCCGUGCUGUCCUGCAUGCAGGAGUUCUCGUCUGUGACUCAUGUGCAGCAGCUGGCGCUGGCGACUCUGAAGGUCAUCACCGGCGCUAGCAAACACGACCUGCGCAGCGUCGGCAGCAGCCCGCCGCUGUCCGAGUCCGGGACCCAGAUGAUGCUGGAGAUCUUCGCCAGCAUCGGGUCGGCCACGCCCGAAGGCUCCAGAGGGCUGCUGGCCGCCAUUCCUGCUGCCAUCGAGCUCAUGUUGAAGACCAAAGGCUGCAGGCUGUCAGUGCGUAACGGACUGCUUGUCAUCAUCAUGCUCAUCUCCAACCAUAAGAGUCUGGCUGAGCAGCUGGUGGCCUGUGACGUCACGGCCAUCCUGAAGAAGUGUCUGAUGCUGUCCAGAGCUGAGACCAUGCUGGCCAUCAUCGCCCUCAACCACAUCUCCAUGGUGCACAAGCUGGACAGCAAAGAGUGUCGUGAGCAGCUGGACUUCAAGGACACGGAGCUCCAGAUGUUGGUAGUCAGUCUGAAGGAACUGACGUCCACCAAGGAGGUGAUUCAGACUCUGGAGCAGCUGCUGUGUGACGAAGCUCUGCAGCUGGAAGAGGAACGCAACCAGGUGAGCAGCAGUCGGGACACCUACCAGGACCUGGUGCGUCUGAUGGAGCAGCACCGAGCCGACCGGGCUGCCCAGCUGUCCAUCCUCAGGAUCCUGAACAAGUUCCUGGACAGCUACCAGGAGGAUGUCCUGCCGUGGCACGAGAGCAUCGAGCCCUGCCUGUCCUCCAUGACGGCCUUCAUCAACGACCGAGAGGUGGUCCAGCUGUUCAUCCGCUUCCUGUACCGGCUGGCGUCGCUGAACAAGGACUACGCCGUGGUGAUGUGUCGACUCGGCACCAAGGAGGCUCUAGUGAAGGCUCUGGACAAACACAGCACCAACCUGCUGCUGGUCACCGAGCUCAGAGACCUCAUCACCGACUGUGAGAAGUACGCCAGCCUCUACAAGAAGAUGACCACCAGCGUCCUGGCAGGCUGCAUCCAGAUGGUGCUGGGUCAGAUCGAGGAGCAUCGCCGAAGCCAUCAGCCAAUCAACAUCCCCUUCUUCGACGUGUUCCUCAGGAACCUCUGUCAAGGUUCCAGUGUGGAGCUGAAGGAGGACAAAUGCUGGGAGAAGGUGGAGGUCUCGUCCAAUCACCAUCGAGCCAACAAACUGACCGACAAGAACCCCAAAACCUAUUGGGAGUCCAACGGCUGCACCGGGUCGCACUUCAUCAACAUCUACAUGCACAAAGGGGUCGUCAUCAGACAACUUGCCAUCCUGGUGGCCAGUGAGGACUCGAGCUACAUGCCGGCCCGAAUCCUGGUUCUGGGAGGAGACGACCCGACCAACAUCAACACGGAACUGAACACGGUGAACGUGACUCCGUCGGCCAGCCGAGUGGUUCUGUUGGAGAACAUGAGCAGAUUCUGGUCCAUCAUCCAGAUCCGGAUUAAGAGAUGCCAGCAGGGCGGCAUCGACACCCGGGUCCACGGCUUCGAGGUUCUGGGUCCGAAGCCAACGUUCUGGCCCGUCUUCAAGGAGCAGUUGUGCUGUCGGACCUACCUGUUCUAUAGCACCAAGGCCCACACCUGGUGCCAGGAGGUGAUGGAGGACAAGACGCAGCUGCUGCAGCUGUUCAACAAACUGAACAGCGCUCUCAGACAUGAGCAGAUGUUUGCUGAUCGUUUUCUUCCGGAUGCUGAAGCAGCUGAAGCUCUGGGACGAACCUGCUGGGAGGCUCUGAUCACACCUAUAGUCCACAGCAUCACACACACAGAAUCCUCGGCGUUCAGCCCGUUGUCAUGGUUACUCAGCGAGUACCUGGAUAACGCCGAGUCGGCUCGCCGCUGUAAGAGCCGGGCAGCCAUCUUUAACUCCAGAGUGCGGCGGCUGACUCACCUGUUGGUCCACGUGGACACGAGUCACAGCGAGGGGGAGGAGCUUAAACCGCCUGUCAAGUCCAAAGGUCUCAACAGAAGCAAAGAGCUGAAGAAUGGUAAAGAAGGUAAAAACAAAGACUCCACCGCGGCUUCCUCCUCCACCUCCUCUUCUUCAGCCAAGCCCAAAGUGAAGAGCAGCAGCAGCAUUGCAGGCAUCGCCCUCUGCUGGCAGGAAGUGGUACAGCGACAGGUGAAGAGGUUUCUGGAGUCAAGCUGCAGCCUGCCGGACUUCGUGGAACGUUAUCGAACGCUGUACCUGCGGCUGAAGAACGCCAUGGAGGAGCUGUUCGGACAGCAGACUGCCUUCGUCCUCGCACUGCGACAUGGAUUCUCUGCUGCGCUGCUGCAGCUGUCCAUCCUCAGAGCCAUGCAUGUGAGCGAGCGUUUUGCUCAGUACAUCGAUCAGAUGAUCCAGGCCUGCGGAGCGGCGUCCGGCAGCGUGGAGACUCUGGAGCGGCUGCAGCAGUUUCUGGAGCCGAUGCUUUUCCUGUCAGGCCUGGAGCUCGCCAACACCUUUGAGCAUUUCUACAGGUACUACCUGGGCGACCGGCUGCUGGCUCAGGGGAACGUCUGGCUGGAGAGUGCCGUCAUUGACCAGAUCGGCAGCUGCUUCCCGAGCCGCUUCCCCCAGCAGAUGAUGAAGAACCUGAGCGAGUCGGCCGAGCUGCAGCAGGAGUUCCACCUGUACCGGCUGCAGCAGCUGGACCGGCGCCUGCAGGAGCACGACCAGAUGAUGGAGGACGAGUUGGCGGAGUCAGAGGACGAGGCCGAGGUCCAGGUUCUGGUUCUGUCUCCGCGCUGCUGGGCCGUCUCCUCUCUCUGCUUCCUGGAUGAACCAGCUAAACACUUUCCGUCAGAACUAUGCUCCUACCUGAACCAGUUCACCCAGUUCUACACCCACAGUCAGUCCAUGUACAGUCUCAGUCACUCCAAGCCUCGGCGGCUGCAGUGGACGUGGCUCGGACACGCUGAGCUGCAGUUCGGCUGCUCGACGCUGCACGUCUCCACACUGCAGAUGUUCAUCCUGCUGCAGUUCAACAACCACCAGGAGGUGUGUGUAGAGUCUCUGCUGCAGGUGACGGGUCUGUCUGCUGCCGUUCUGCUUCACGCUCUGCAGCCAUUGGUCAAUGACGGUGGCCCGCUGACCUGCAGCCCUCCAGAAGAUCCUGGUCAAGGUGUGCUGUGCCUGAACCAGCAGGUGGCGUCCCUCAGUGAGGACGGCGUCCCGACGUCCGUCCGGUUGCUGCCCAGACAGACGUACCUGAACGUGGACGAGGACGCGGCAGGAACUCUGGAGAGGAAGAGGAACUACAUCUACUGCCUGAUCGUCCACAUCAUGAAGCAGGAGAAGGAGAUGCACAUCGACAACCUGGUCUUCAAGGUUCUGGACUCAUGUCAGAAGCAGGAAGCGUUGCGGUCCCCGGGCGGAGGCAGCUUCAGCUGCAGCACCGGCGAUGUUCUGUCCUGCAUCAUGCAUGUCAUCAGCAAAGGCUGCAUCCGCCGCAACGAGGACAACCCUCACAUCGUGGAGUUCCUCCCCGAGGACCCGUCCACGCCACAGAAAGGCCAGGCCCAGUUCUCCUUCAGCCGGGCCGACAUCCAGAAGGACGGCGCCGACAGCCGGGCCGACAUCAGUCUGGUUCCGACUCCGCGGCGGUUCGAGGACGGAGUUCUGGACGCUGUUCUGUUCUCCAUGGGACGGACAAUGACGCAGGAGGAGGUCCGACAGCUGAUGCAGAGGACGGUCCAACAGGUUUCAGGGACUCUGAGUCUGGACCUGGACCGGGCCGAACACCUGCUGGUCCACUGCAGGUGGAACGUGGACCUGCUGGUGCAGCGCUACACAGAUGACCCUGAUGCCCUCAUCUUGGCUGCCGGCCUCAAAUGUCGAAACCCGCAGCCCCCUCCAAGCCCCGCCUCCACCUGCCCCGUUUGCCUCGGGCCCAGAACCGGAACCCUGGAACCAGUUCCGUCUCUGAGCUGCAUGCACUACUGCUGCCGGUCGUGCUGGCAGGAGUACCUGACGGCGAGGAUCGAGCAGAAUCUGGUGAUGAGCUGUAACUGUCCAAUCACAGACUGCCAGGCCCAGCCCACCUCACGCUUCUUCCUCAGCAUCCUCACCGACAAGGACACCAUCGCCAAGUACGAAAACGCGCUGCUGCGGGGCUACGUGGAGUGCUGCUCCAACCUCACCUGGUGCACCAACCCCCAGGGCUGCGACCAGAUCCUCUGCAAGGAGAACGUGGGCAGCAUGGGCACCUGCUCCAGGUGCUGCUGGUCCUCCUGCUUCAGCUGCAACUUCCCAGAGGCCCACUACCCCUCCAGCUGCAGCCACAUGUCCCAGUGGAUGGACGAUGGGGGCUACUAUGAGGGGAUGAGCAUGGAGGCUCAGAGCAAACAUCUGGCUAAGCUCAUCUCCAAACGCUGCCCCAGCUGCCAGGCCCAGAUCGAGAAGAACGAGGGCUGUCUGCAUAUGACCUGUGCCAAGUGUAACCACGGUUUCUGCUGGCGUUGUCUGAAACCAUGGAAACCAACACACAAAGAUUACUACAAUUGCUCCGCCAUGGUGAGUAAAGCAGCGCGGCAGGAGAAGAAGUUCCAGGAUUACAACGAGAGAUGCACCUUUCACCACCAGGCCAAGGAUUUUGCCAUCAACCUGGAGAACAAGGUGUCGUCCAUUAAUGAAGCUCUGCAGAUGAAGUCUCUGACCUUUGUCAUCGACGCCUGUAAAGUCCUCGCUCAGGCUCGGAAGGUGCUGGCCUACUCCUGCGUCUACAGCUACUACAACCAGGAGACGGAGAAGAUGGGCAUGAUGGAGCAGCAGACGGAGGCUCUGGACCUGCACACCACCGCCCUGCAGAUCCUGUUGGAGGAGACGCUGCUGCAGUGCACCGACCUGGCCUCCUGCAUCCGGCUGCUGAAACCGGAACACCUGAACACUGGAUUGGAGCUGAUCCGACGCAUCCAGGAGCGUCUGCUGGCCAUCCUACAGCACUCCACACAGGACUUCAGGGUUGGGUAUCAGUCCAAGAGCAGCCAGGAGGCGGAGUCUCCACAGGCAUCCAACCUGUCCAACCACACCGACGCCAAUAAAGUGUCCAAGUCGGACCGGGCGUCGGACUCCGGGGACUCGGACAACAACAACUACACGGGGGAGGAGGGCGGUGAGGAGGCGGAGGACGAGGACGACGAGUACGACGAGGAGUAUGUCCCCGAGUGGCACGAGGACUACGACGAGGACGACAUAGACGAGGACGACUUCUUCUCUGACGACGACGAGUCCGAGAACCUGGAGCGGGACUUCAGCCCCUUCGACUGAACUGGACCGAGCCGGUCGGGGAGGACAACCACCUCCUCGUCUCAUCUGCUGCCGUCUGAGGACGACGGAGACGAUCACAGCAACGUCCUCCUGAAGGCCCCGAACACAGCUGCACUCGCUUCACUUCUGUUUCACCUUCUGUUUCCCCUGAGUCCAGUUACGGGAGUGGACGAGGAACAAACUGCUCCGAGAUUCAAACAGUGUGAAGCUGAUUUAAAGCCUCCUUAACCCGUGAAAAGUUUGAAUUAAGACUAAAGCUGGUUGAAAAUAAAAUUAAUGUUGUUCUGAAACUGGUUUCAAAACAUUUAAAGAACAGGAUGCUAACGAUAGCAUCUGAGACCAGUUUAAACCAGAUUUAGUUCAGUCUGAAACUAGAUUAAUCCAGUUUGAAAUGAAGCCUUUUAGAAGGAGUUCUCGUUUCCAGAUUUUCUUUUUCCUCCAGGUCUGAUCUCAGAGCAGUUUUCCGGCGUCUCUUCUGUACCAACCCGCCUGGACUCGGUUCCGGUUCUGGAUCUUUUUGAGCGGACGUUUGUUACUUUGUGAUGAUUCACGAAACAAAAUGUGUUUGUUUGCUGCUUGUUGGGUUUCAGUGACGGACUCUGGAGCCGGACUGAGGUCCAGCUCUGUCCAUGUUCUGCUGUAGAACCUUUAGUUCUUCACGUUCUGCCUUGGUUCUGUUCUGCUGGAGGCGGCCUUCAUUUGACACUCGUGUAGAUUUUCUGGCUGAGUUUUUUUACGAGCUGCAGGAUGUUUCUAUGCAUCUGGAACGUGUCCAUCAGCCUCCCAAGUAUCACUGCAAUAACCGAAGACUGCUGCGUCCCAGAAGAACCCAUUCAGACCCGAGUCCAGAACUUCUUUUGAGGUUCCAGCUCCUGUUUUGCUGUAAUUUUGAAAGAUCCUAUAUUCAUAUUGUUGAUGUUCUAUAAUGUUCUUUCUGGUUUAUUUGCUGGAGUCGAGCGACUUCAGCCGGCAAAACUCAAUAAAAGCUUUUUCUGCUACGCUG